Messenger RNA from Notodromas monacha, 1668 nucleotides. The record is from the annotation of a GenBank genome assembly. Lineage: Eukaryota; Metazoa; Arthropoda; Ostracoda; Podocopida; Cyprididae.
AUGUACGACUCAGACAAAGAAACCGACACCUGGUCAGAAAAAGAUUUCUCUGACUGGCGUAACGUUGUUAAGAGGCGGUAUUUCCUGCUUGAGAAAGCCAAAGACGCUCGGAAAGUCGGUAUUCUCGUCGGGACGUUGAGUGUGAAGCAACACGACGAGAUUGUCGAGAGACUGAAGCUAGUUUUGAAACUCGCGGGGAAGUCGUUUCACGUUUUUGUCGUCGGGAAGCUGAAUCCCGCCAAGUUGGCCAAUUUCCCGGAAGUGGAUGCUUUCGUGUUGGUGUCGUGUCCGGAAGCGGUUUUCGUGGAGGACUCGAAGGAUUUUUUGCAGCCGAUCGUUACGCCUUAUGAAAUGGAAUUGGCGUGUUUUGCUGGUGGCAGGAGUUUGAGUGACGGUUACGUCGUCGACUUUCGGGACUUGCUUCCUGAUGGAGCCAAGUAUGUAGAGUUGCCAGAACGACUAGAACCUCAAGCGGACGUUUCACUGCUUUCCAACUCUGUUCGCUCGCCCAUGAAUGUUUCUACAGUGACGGGCAAUACGGAAGUUGCUUUAAAAUCGGAAGGAACUCUCGCCACAUGGUCUUCGGAACUAUCUGGAAGAACCUGGACUGGUGUGGAAUUCAGCGUUUCUUCCGAUAAUGUUGGUGUAGAAGAGGGGUUGCACGGGAAAGCCACUGGAUAUUUUUCUGAACCGGUCCGGAACAAGAUUGCCGGGAAUUCUUCGGACCGUCGACGAAGCGUCUACAUGCGGAACCAGUGGGCGUUUCCGUUCUCGUUCAAUGGCCGGAACUUGAACCCGAGUUUCUUCCGGGAAAACGAAGCCCAGACCCACCGAAUUCUUGCCUGGCUGAACCGGGAACUCGUUGCCAUUCGCUCGAUUGGGAUACGGAAUUUACCCUUGCGAUACGAUCCCGUGAUCUCUGUCACUUCCGAGGAGAUGGAUUCCCUGGGGGAUUUGCUCCGCCGCUUUCAUCUGUUGUCUGCGGAAAUGUUGUCGCAUUUGGCUCGGUUUGUGGGGACCCGAUUGGCUAGGCACUUUUUGCACGAGUUAUACGUGUUUGCGGAUUCGAGGUUCACGUUGGCGCAGUAUGACAGACAGGUGGAUUACUCGAGGACGAGUGAAGCCUAUCGCCUGUCGCAAGUNGUUGCCAUUCGCUCGAUUGGGAUACGGAAUUUACCCUUGCGAUACGAUCCCGUGAUCUCUGUCACUUCCGAGGAGAUGGAUUCCCUGGGGGAUUUGCUCCGCCGCUUUCAUCUGUUGUCUGCGGAAAUGUUGUCGCAUUUGGCUCGGUUUGUGGGGACCCGAUUGGCUAGGCACUUUUUGCACGAGUUAUACGUGUUUGCGGAUUCGAGGUUCACGUUGGCGCAGUAUGACAGACAGGUGGAUUACUCGAGGACGAGUGAAGCCUAUCGCCUGUCGCAAGUCCACCUUAUCGGUCCUAUGAUUCCUGAACAAGAGCUGAACAGAUCCUCGAGGCCACUCUUUGGCCGUAUUGUGAGCGUUCUAAGCGCGCUGUCGAACAUCCGUCGAGUCCCACCUGUGCGAUCGACACUCGUAAUUGACGACGACGAUGACGACUUCUUCAUCCUCGACGACGACGACGAAGAAGAAGUGCAAAUAACAAUCAAUUUUUUGUUUGCAUUUGGCGUUGCUCAAGUUUUCGGAUGA